Lodderomyces beijingensis is the source of this 804-nucleotide messenger RNA. Lineage: Eukaryota; Fungi; Ascomycota; Pichiomycetes; Serinales; Debaryomycetaceae. The record is from the annotation of a GenBank genome assembly.
AUGCCUUUUGAUCCAGAACUGUACAAGAAAUAUGAAUUUUAUUCAGUCACUCAAAUCGAGCCUGGGUUCGUUCAUGUGCAAUACACCAAUCCAAAGACGUUGAACGCAUUCACGGACCAAAACUGGCAAGACUACGGUGAGAUCUUCACAAGGUUGGACCAGGAAGAAGACGUCACCUUGAUUGUUGUGUCAUCUGGUGUUCCAAAGUCGUUUUCGUCGGGUUUGAACUUGAAAGCGGCCAUGAGCACAUUGGGAGGAGACGCCGGGUUGAGUGAAGAGGAAAGAGUUGCUCGUUUGCAUAAACACAUUGUGGAUUUCCAGAACGCAAUCAGUGUGCCUGCGCGCAUCACCACCCCUACAAUUGGAAUCUUGAACGGAAUCAACUACGGGUUAGCUCUCGACAUGUCGAGUGCCUACACCAUUCGAAUUGCCAUUGAAGGUGCCCGUUUCUCCAUCGCAGAGGUCAACAUUGGUAUUGCUGCUGAUAUUGGAUCGUUGCAACGAUUACCAGCGCUCAUCAACAACAAAUCUAGACUCAUGCAACAUGCGUUGUUGGGAGACGUUUUCGGCGCUCAAGAAGCGUUGGAGUUGGGCUACGUCAGCAUCAUCCACCCAUCGGUUGAACACGGCAUUGAACAGGCUAGAGAAUGGGGUGAAAAGAUUGUCCAGACCCCACAGUGGGCCAUCAAGGGUACCAAGAAACAUAUCCAGGACAUUUUGAAUGGACAAAGCGUCGAACAAGGCUUAGUCGAUAUCGCCAAGUACAACUCUGUCCACAUUACCGGUUCGAAAUUGAAGUUGUAA